Poeciliopsis prolifica (blackstripe livebearer) is the source of this 1594-nucleotide messenger RNA. RefSeq names its product non-histone chromosomal protein HMG-14A-like. The transcript is spliced from 6 exons. NCBI's taxonomy places the organism in Eukaryota, Metazoa, Chordata, Actinopteri, Cyprinodontiformes, Poeciliidae. Bases 137 to 430 code for a protein of 97 amino acids. The record is from RefSeq and is a predicted model, not a curated record. Gene Ontology annotation, molecular function: nucleosomal DNA binding. Gene Ontology annotation, cellular component: chromatin; nucleus. Gene Ontology annotation, biological process: chromatin organization.
AACCACUCGCCUCUCUGUUCCAGUGUGUUUACUACACUGCCGAGCAUACGGGGAGACACUCGUCUUCACAUGCACUGAACCCACUGAGAAAACCCGCUUUUAGUCGCAUUUGUCAGGAAACCUCCACGAGAUCAACAUGCCCAAGAGAAAGGCACAGGGAACGGAAGGAGGAGACAAGGAGGAGCCCCAGAGGAGAUCGGCUCGGUUAUCGGCGAAACCAGCUCCUCCCAAGCCGGAGCCAAAGGUGAAGAAGGCGGCAAAGAAAGAAAAGGUGGUGAACGACAAGAAGGAGGACAAGAAGACCAAGAAGGCGAAGGAGAACGCCGAGGCGGAGGCCAACGAGGAGAACCACUCUGAGAACGGAGAGGCCAAGACCAACGAGGUGGAGGCAGCCCCCGAGGAGGCCAAGGAGGAGGCCAAGUCCGAGUAGCACCACUGCCCCAUCCCUAUCCCUCCCCCCGACCCCCGACCCCUCCAGCUUCCUCCUCCUACUCUACAUCCACCUCCCCUUCUUCUUCCCCCCCACCCCUUCCUCAAGUCUCUCACAUGGUUUCCCCCCUCCGAGGCGUAUUGUUAACAGAGGAAUAUUUUUAUCAAUGAUUUUAUAAGUAUCCGUACAGAUUUUUAGCACAAAAAAGCGAAGCUGAUAAUGGAGCGCCCUAGCAGAUGUGCAGUGGUCAUAUCAAGUGUCUGCGGGCAAGGAAUAAAGAAAAAAAACCACACUAAAAUCUUUUUUAAAUGGCAUUUCAUGAUUGUUGAAGGCUUGUUUGGUGUAGAAAGCGUGUCCCUUUUUGCCGGAUUGGCUAAUGUCGUGAGUUGUGUAUUACUGUGUUUAUUUCCCCUCCGACCCCCCAAACUCUCUCUCUCUCUCUCUCUCUCUCACUGUCUCUCUCUCUCUCUCCCUCCUUCUCCUGCUCUGUCCCACAAAUUAGACUACCCACACCCAUCCGCCCGCUCGCCCCCCUCCCGACAGAUCAGCCUUUGUUCAUCUUUUAUUAACGGUUCAGCCAUGUUCAUGUGGGUGAUUCUGUUAGACCUCUAAAUGUGCAGUGAGUUCCCUCUCUCUCUCUCUCUCCCCUUUCCCCCCUCCCACUUUUGUUUUAUGAUCUCGUUUCUUUUCUCUUUUAUUCACUUAAACUGUGUUUUAAACAAACAGACGAAGAAAAACAAAAAAAAGGUGUGUUUAAGCGUGUUGUCCAUAAGAAAGAGGAAGACGAACAAGUGAAACAUUCCGGGAAAACAGCGAUUGCCUCCGACCCCCCCGCCGCCUCCCGUCUCCUUAGACGACCCUGCGUGUUAAAUAAGAUUUAAAAAAGAAAAAAAACUUUGAAAAAACAAAACAAAAACAAAAAAACGUCAAAAAGACUACAGCUCCUGCUCCAUCCGGGCUGUCGCGUCAGCUUUUCUAAACACUCGGUUUUUGGGUUCUUUUGUUGUUUUUCUUUCUUUCUUUCCUUCUCUCUCUCUCUUUUCCUUUGUUUCUGUUUGUUUUUAUUGAAUUUGGAUUCCUUCUCUAACUAAUGCAGGUGUCUGGUCCCUCUCUUAUGUUCUGCAAUUCUCUUAAUAAAAACAAGUCCUGGAAAUUUUCCUCGAA